UUCUGGCAGCAGCAAGAGAAAGUUUCAGAGCUUCAGGAAUCUGGCAGAUGCACUGUCUUCUUAGGGCUUUGGGAAGCACAGUAUUAUUUGCAGACUCACGUUCCACCUUUCUCCCAAGAGUUUUGAUGUUUGCAAUGGAUCAUCCUAACACAACGCAGUCCAUGCUUGCUUCUGAGAACUCUGGCUCUGUGGCUUCCCUGUCUGAGAAGAAUGGCGGUAAUGGAAAUGAGUACUUUUAUAUCCUGAUUGUGAUGUCCUUCUAUGGAAUCUUUUUAAUUGGAAUCAUGCUGGGCUACAUGAACUCCAAGAGGAAAGAAAAGAAAUCCAACUUGCUGCUGCUUUAUAAAGAUGAGCAGAGGGAAUGGGGACAAGCUAUGAAACCUCUGCCAACAGUCUCAGGACUGAGGUCCGUCCAGUUUCCCAUGAUGAUCAGUAUGCUGCAAGAGAGCAUGGUGCCAGCUUUUUCCUGCACCCUGUGUUCUGUGGAGGGUAGCAGUGAAUCUUCCUUGCCAGAUGUUCACCUCACUAUUGAAGAAGAAAUUCCUACUGAUGAACCAGGAGAGUCGGCUGCAACAGCCCUCCUCAAUGACAGUAGCGAGGGCUCUUCAGAAAGCAUCCAUCAACAUUCCUAGCACUUCCAAGCUCUGAAGACUCAGCGUCUUUUGAAAAACUAGAAUCGGUUUUGCCUCCUGCUUUGGUCCAUCCAUCACCAGGAUGGGCCAUUUUGUUGUUGGAAGAUGGAAAGAAAAGCAGUAAGCCCAAAUAUAAUGUAAAAUAGAAUGGCUUGGUUAUUUGAGUCAGAGGGGCUUUUUUUCUCCCCAGGAAACACCCUGGCCUUCCCUCAGCUUACUUUUGAAUGUACAAAUGUGGAAGUAGUGGUGAAAUCCACAUGAAUAUUUUACCCUGUUAAACUGUUAAAUGCCUCAACAAGACUUCCCUAGGCUAAAAGUGGCUAAACAGUAAUAAUGCAAUGCAAAAAGCCAAUCUUUGUGUCACUUAGUGGCUAAGCAGCAGCACACUUGAAUGAAUUCCUAACUUUCAGAUACAUAUAGUUGUAUAGAAGAAGUAAGUUCAUACAGCUAUCUGAGCAACAACUGCUUCUGAAGUGUUUAUACCAUUUGUGGUAUUUAUACUAUUAGAGACAGUGAUCACAACUUAUAGGGCCUUUCAGGCUUCUUUCAUUUUUAAUAUAACUGGGAAGGGGAGAUACUAGUGAAAUGGCAUGAAACAACAGCACUUGUGGCUUCCCAGUCUAUAAAAACAAACACAAUCACUGAAAAACAUUUUAAAUUAAUUAUUUGUUUACCCCAGUGGAAUGGCUGUGGAAGUAUCCAUUCUCAUCCAUUCCCUAAUGUAGAUUUCUAGAUCAGUAAGUCAUUGUACAAAACUGAUAGUUUGGUUCUGUUUAUCAGCUCAACAUUUCUCUUUAUUCUGAAUGGGUCCUGAAUCAUGAAAUGAGCAUGGCCUAUAAUUCUCAAUUCAGAUAUAUUCUACUAGAGGCAUGCCUGGUAUGACCACUCAGAUGCUCUUGGUUAGCAGCUGUCAUCAUUCCAGCUCUUCAUUGAUCCAUAAUGAGUAUAAAACAUUGAUCAUCAAUAUGUUAUGUUUCUAGUUCUGGAUUUCUGGUUCAAUCAAAAUGUAUUCAUUUUAGAAAGUAUUCUAAACCAUAGCUCAGCUAUUUUUGAUGACCAUUUGCCACAGUAUUUUACAAGUACUUGUAUUAUAUUGGUUUAAAUGUUAUAUAAUGUUUAAAAGGUUAUAACAAUGAUCCCUAAAAUUCAUUACUUCCAUGAUGCAUUGCAUUUAACAUCAAGAUUGGACUUACAAUCAUGAGAACAGAAACAUUGCCAAAACUGUGAGUUUUCCAAGUUAAAUAGCGCAGAAAGAUAUGCAUUGCCAUGGGAUACAGUCUGUAAAAACAGAAAAGGGAAUAGGCAUAUAUGAGGCAAAAGUCCUACUUUUCACUUCUAUUUUAAGGCCUUGGUUCUAAUUUCAGUCUGAACAGAGCUAAUCAACUGCCAUUGAUCAAAGAAAAUGGUCACUUUGUCUGUCUGAUGUCACCAGGAUCAUUAUGUUAUAGGAACCUUGUUUUGUUUGUUCAUUGAUGACUGGGUACAAAUCUCAUUAUAUACAAUGGAUAUAUUGCUAUUAACUUUGCUGAUUGUCCUGUGAGAACAAACUUGGGGUUACUAUAUUACAAGAAGAACUGUUUUCAUUAUUCAUAGAUGCCAAAUUAUUUUUGGCAUUUUGCCUGGAAUAACUUGAAUUCUGAAAUUGUAUAAUUCAAAAUGAUAUAUGGGUUGAUAUAUUUUUCCAUUGCUUUUUCUUCAUUUAUUUUGAAACAAACCUAUUUGUGACUCUCUAUCCUUUUCAGUUUGCUUCAAAAGACAGUUGUGUAUAUACUUUGAUACCACACUGUAUAUAUUUGAACUGUAUUUAAAUAUGAUUUUUUUCUCUCACUAACACUCAUUUUUAUUUAAAUAAAAAGAUAACUUUUUGUUUUUUUUUACGGGAUGUUUAUUCAAUGAGUAAGGAUUCUGUGAGCCACUUCCUGGUAAUUUCCCAUACUCCACACUGGAGUUAUGGGAACAGGUUUGCUGUAAGUGGCAAAAUCAACUGUCACUCUUCCAACAGAUACCAUCCACCCAGAUAAUCAUAGGAACAUUUCAGACUACUUUGUGCUUUAACUCUAUAACAAGUGUACUGUCCAAAACAAA
This is a messenger RNA of Candoia aspera, 2717 nucleotides long. It is a transcript of the gene KCNE4, whose product is annotated as potassium voltage-gated channel subfamily E regulatory subunit 4. Gene Ontology annotation, biological process: regulation of ventricular cardiac muscle cell membrane repolarization; regulation of heart rate by cardiac conduction; potassium ion export across plasma membrane. The record is from RefSeq and is a predicted model, not a curated record. Gene Ontology annotation, molecular function: potassium channel regulator activity; transmembrane transporter binding; delayed rectifier potassium channel activity. NCBI's taxonomy places the organism in Eukaryota, Metazoa, Chordata, Lepidosauria, Squamata, Candoiidae. The transcript is spliced from 3 exons. The coding region runs from base 48 to 632 and encodes 194 amino acids. Gene Ontology annotation, cellular component: membrane.